Molecule: messenger RNA, 874 nt
Organism: Jaculus jaculus (lesser Egyptian jerboa)
Lineage: Eukaryota; Metazoa; Chordata; Mammalia; Rodentia; Dipodidae
Gene: Arhgdig
Product: Rho GDP dissociation inhibitor gamma
Exons: 6
Coding region: 51-728 (225 amino acids)
Biological process (GO): Rho protein signal transduction
Cellular component (GO): cytosol; cytoplasm; membrane
Molecular function (GO): Rho GDP-dissociation inhibitor activity; protein binding
Source: RefSeq, a predicted model, not a curated record
GCCGGGGCUGAGCCGAGCGGGCGGCGGCUCCGCGGCGGGCCGCGGCCACCAUGCUGGGCCUGGACGCGUGUGAACUGGGGGCGCAGCUGCUGGAGCUGCUCCGACUGGCGCUGUGCGCCCGAGUCCUCUUGGCUGACAAGGAAGGGGGGCCAACUCCGCUGGAUGAGGCGCUGGAUGAAGCUGUGCCAGAGUACCAGGCCCCUGGGAAGAAGAGCAUGCUGGCAAUCUGGGAGCUGGACCCUGAGGAUUCAAGCCUGACCAAGUACAAGCAGGCACUACUGGGGCCCCUGCCACCCCUCAUGGACCCCAGCCUGCCCAACGUGCAGGUGACUAGGCUGACGUUGAUGUCUGAGCAGGCUCCAGGGCCCAUCACUAUGGAUCUGACAGGAGACCUGUCUGCGCUGAAAAACCAGGUAUUUGUCCUGAAGGAGGGCAUUGAAUACAAGGUGAAGAUCACUUUCAAGGUCAACAAGGAGAUCGUCAGUGGCCUCAAGUGUCUGCAUCAUACCUUCUGGAGAGGCCUUCGUGUGGAUAAGGCUGUCUACAUGGUGGGCAGCUAUGGCCCCAGGGCCCAGGAGUAUGAGUUCGUGACUCCAGUGGAGGAGGCGCCGAGGGGCUCAUUGGUGCGUGGCCCCUAUGUGGUCAGGUCCCUUGUCACGGAUGACGACAGGAUGGAACAUCUGUCCUGGGAGUGGUGCCUCCACAUCUGUCAGGACUGGAAGGACUGAACCCCACGUCCCCACCUGUCAGUGGCACAAAUAUCAUAAGCAUUCCCCUGCUCCCAAGUCGGUAACUAGAUGUCCUACACCCUCUCUCUGUCCUGCCUCCUGCCUGGUGCCCUAAACAGCUCCAUUAAACGUCACCCUGUCUCGCU